Phalaenopsis equestris is the source of this 920-nucleotide messenger RNA. RefSeq names its product trigger factor-like protein TIG, Chloroplastic. Gene Ontology annotation, biological process: protein unfolding; 'de novo' cotranslational protein folding; protein transport. Gene Ontology annotation, molecular function: protein folding chaperone; ribosome binding; peptidyl-prolyl cis-trans isomerase activity. Lineage: Eukaryota; Viridiplantae; Streptophyta; Magnoliopsida; Asparagales; Orchidaceae. The record is from RefSeq and is a predicted model, not a curated record.
GGUUUCAUUUGGACACAGAUGAGGCUGACAACCUCCUUCCUGGGUUUCUUAAUUCAAUAGUAGGAAUUAAGCAAGGAGAAACAAAAUCAUUUCAUCUUCAGUUUCCAGAAUCAUGGGAACAAGUAAAUCUCCGAGGCGUUCAGGCUCAAUUUACUGUCGAGUGCAAAGAACUCUUUUAUAGAGAUCUGCCUAUAUUGGAUGACUCUCUUGCAGAACAUCUCCUUCCUGGGUGCAGUAGUUUGGAUCAGGUGAGAGAAUCAAUACUACAAAGAUGCGAAGAACUAGAACAAAUUGCAAUCGAACAAGCAACUGAUAAUGCAAUUCUAGAACAACUGUCUAAGAUUGUUGAAGUAGAUAUACCUCGGUCAUUAUUUGAAGAGCAAGGCAGAGAAAUUUAUGGAGCCAGACUACUGCAAUUUCAGGCUGGAGGAAAGGUUACCGAACAACAGCUGGCUUCUCUUUCAAGUGAAAAGGUAGUCAACGAGUACCUUGAGAACCAGAAGGAGAAUAUAACAUGUAUACUAAAACAGAUGCUGGCGGUUGGUGAAAUUUUUCAAUAUGAAAAUCUGCAGUACUCAACAGACGAACUAGUCAAAGAGGUCCAGAAUUCCGUGGAAGAGUUCAAGCGCCAUAAUCAAGAGUACGAUGAAGAACGCGUCAGACAGCAGGUGCAGGAUGUCCUUGAGGGAGCGAAAGUUCUUGAAUGGUUGAGAGAGAACUCUGAUAUCCAGUAUGCUUUCAGAUGAGAGCAAAUCAGAGCGUCUCUGUGAAGGUCACCGUAUGUAGAUUUUAAUUCUCCCUUCACUGGACUUUUGGUGGUGAUUUUGGUUCUUUUCCCAUUUAGAUUGCCAUGAAUGGUGAUCUUCUGUUUAUUAUGUGUUCUGGCAGUAAUUUAUUAUAUUAUACAAUUUAUCCCCUUA